Pseudopipra pipra is the source of this 4700-nucleotide messenger RNA. It is a transcript of the gene CYSLTR1, whose product is annotated as cysteinyl leukotriene receptor 1. Lineage: Eukaryota; Metazoa; Chordata; Aves; Passeriformes; Pipridae. The record is from RefSeq and is a predicted model, not a curated record. Gene Ontology annotation, molecular function: leukotriene receptor activity. Bases 2427 to 3470 code for a protein of 347 amino acids. Gene Ontology annotation, cellular component: plasma membrane. Gene Ontology annotation, biological process: G protein-coupled receptor signaling pathway. The transcript has a single exon.
AAUCUGUGGCUGCCCCAUCCCUGGAAGUGUCCAAGGCCAGGUUGGAUGGGGCUUGGAGUAACCUGGGCUAGUGGAAGGUGUCCCUGCCCAUGGCAGGGAGUGGGACUGGAUGAGCUUUAAGGUCCCUUCCCACCCAAACCAUUCUGUGAUUCUGUGACAAACUAUAAAUCUCUCUGUGCUGCCUCAGACUUGGAGAAUGAUGGUUGUUUAGGGUUUGGCUUCAUUUGGGAUACUUUUCUCAGCCAUCACAGCUCCCUCUCACUUGUGCACAUUUCCAGUGAGCUGAAUUCACCAGCACAGAAAUAAAUGGUUCUGUGAACCACAACUAUACAAAGAAAAAGUGGUAGAAGUGAUAUUUGGCUUCAAUUCAUGAUGCAAACGUGAAGCCUCACGUAAGAAACCCUGUUUUGUGGGAUUCUUUUUGGGUUUUACAGGUACAUUUCUACGUGUGAAGCUCCCUCACACUUCCCGUCAGCGUUGUAAUCAUCAGGUUUCCUUUUGGUUACAGAGGACAUCUUAAAUCAUGUUUAGGAAUACAAUAGAAAGCAGGUCUUGCUUAUCUUUUGGAAAAAUACCUGGAGUGGUAAUUUACCAUCUGCUAAUGUCUUUAAGAUUAGCAGUUGAAAGCCUGAAACUUAGUCCCAAAAGGAGGUAAAAAGUUUAUAAUCCAGCUCAGUAGCACUUAGGAAAUGAGCAGAGAGAUUAAAUCAGGAAAUUUAUCUGAUCAGUAAAAUGAUGUUUGCUAAUAGCUCUUUGUUAUGGCUUGGGGACGGUAGAGAAACUGGCAGAAAGGGAGGGAAAUGCUCAGCAGCAGGAAUGUGAAAUCCCAUUGCUGCUUUUCGGCAAAACAGGAUUAUAGGAUCACAGAAUGGUUUGGGUUGGAGGGACCUUAAAACCACACAGCUCAGCUCGUCCCAGCUUCUGCUUCUCCUUCAUCCUGACCGUCACUGCCUGGAGGUGCAGCCUCAGUGUGCCCAAAGGGAUUGUUCCAGCCUUGAAAUCCCUAAUAUCUUGGUUGUGUUUUGGGUUUAUUUUUAGUGUCUGAGAAAUAACUGAUACACGUGAGGUAAUUGAGCCACUAAUCUCACUGUGUUCCUGCAGUGUGUGGCAGGGCUGGGUUUUGAUUGGUGUUAACCCAACAAUAGGAGUAAUGGUAGUAGGACCUUCAUCCCCUGUGUCAGAAUAUCUUGACAGAUAAAUCAAGGAAUUGGGAUCAUGCAGCUGUUUCCAGAGACUAUGAAUUCCAGUGGUACUAGCUGCAACUCCCAAACAGUUGGUUAAAAUCAGACCUGCUUCACCACAAAUUUAAUUUUAGCCCUAUCUUGGAGAUUUCUAAACAUUAUUGAGUGUUGCUCUGGUCAUAACUUGAACCUCAAGUUUGAAAGGAAGAGCUCAGGCAAGUGAGGAUGGCACUGGUGUGGGAUGAAGGCUGGAGCUCUCAGCAUCUGCCAGGGCUUGGUCUCUUCUGCUCUGCUGAGGCAGCAGCUCCGUGGCUGGUCCUCAAAGAGAAGGAGCACUGGAACAGGAUGUCCAGGGAAGUGAUGGAGUCACCAUCCUUGGAAGGGUUCGAAAAACAUAUGGAUGUGCCACUUGAGGUUAGUGGUGAACACGGUGGUGGUGCUGGGUUGACAGUUGUAUUUAUGAUCUUGGAGUCUUUUCCAACCUUAACAAUGCCACGAUUCUAUGAUGUGUGCAAAUUUGACUCAUCUUUACAUCCCCAGUUGUUGGCACCACGUGAAGAAAGGUGGUUGUAGUGGACCAUUAUUGUAAUAAAGCAGAUAAGAUCCACAUCCCUUCCCAGCUGUACAAGAGAGAUGGCAGGGUUUUCCUGCUAUUUAGCAAUGGAAUUUUAUUUUCCUUUGCUGCUUUAUGUAUAAGAAAGAUAUUAAACCAUUAGAGAGUGUCCAAAGGAGGACAUGAAGAUGGUGAAGGGCCUUGAGGGGAAGCCGUGUGAGGACACUGAGGGCACUUGGUGUGUUCAGCUAAAGAAGAGGAAACUGAUGGGAGACCUCACUGCAGUUCCAACUGCCUGGGCAGGGGCAGAGGAGGGGCAGGGACUGAGCUCUGCUCUGGGGGGACCAGGGACAGCACCCAGGGAAUGGCUGGAGCUGUGUCAGGGCAGGGUCAGGUUGGAUCUCAGGAAAAGGUUCUUUCCCCAGAGGGUGGUUGGGCACUGACCAGGCUCCCCAGGGCAGUGGGCACAGCCCCAAGGCUGCCAGAGCUCCAGGAGGGUUUGGCUGAUCCUCUGGGGCACAGGGUGUGACUCUUGGGGAUGGGCCUGUAUAGGGCUGAGGGUUGGACUGGAUGGUCCUUGUGGGUCCCUUCCAACUCUGCAUGUUCUGGGAUUCUGUGAUCUCACUUGAGCUUCCAUCCUCAGGCCUGGCACUGAUCACCAGGUGCCAUCGGUGCCCCGGCCUGGCACUACCAUGGCGCUGUUCGAUAACCUGUCGUGCCACCACUCCAUCGACGACUUCCGGAACCGCGUCUACUCCUCGCUCUACUCCAUGAUCAGCAUCAUGGGCUUCGUGGGCAACGGCGUCGUGCUGUACGUGCUGAUCCGGACGUACCGGCAGAAAACGGCCUUCCAGGUGUACCUGCUGAACCUCGCCCUGUCCGACUUCCUGUGCGUGUCCACGCUGCCCCUGCGCGUCGUCUACUACGUGCACCGGGGGAACUGGUUCUUCGGGGACCUCCUGUGCAGGGUCGCGUCCUACGCGCUCUACGUCAACCUCUACUGCAGCAUCUUCUUCAUGACCGCCAUGAGCUUCUUCCGCUGCAUCGCCAUCGUCUUCCCUGUCCGGAACAUCAACCUGGUGACGGAGAGGAAGGCGAAGUUUGUCUGCGUCGGCAUCUGGAUCUUCGUCACGCUGACGAGUGCGCCCUUCCUGCGCAACGGGACGUACCAGCACGGCAACAAGACCAAGUGCUUCGAGCCCCCGGAGAACUCCCACAAGACGAACCUGGUGGUGAUCCUGGAUUUCAUCGCCCUGUUCGUGGGUUUCAUUUUGCCCUUCGUCGUCAUAACCAUCUGCUACGCCAUGAUCAUCAGGACCCUGCUGAGGAACUCCAUGAGGAAGAACCAGGCGAACCGCCGGAGGGCGGUUUGGAUGAUCGCCAUCGUGACGGCCACGUUCCUGGUGAGCUUCACCCCGUACCACGUGCUGCGCACGGUGCACCUGCACGUGCUGCGCCUCAGGAGGGCCAGCUGUGAGGAUGCCAUUUACCUGCAGAAAGCCGUGGUGGUGACGCUCCCCUUGGCCGCUGCCAACUGCUGCUUCGACCCGCUGCUCUACUUCUUCUCGGGGGGCAACUUCAGGAAGAGACUGACCACGCUGAGGAAGGGCUCCUCCUCCAGCUUAUCGCAGGCCUUCAAGAAAAAGUUCUCUGUGAAAGAGAGAGAUGAGGAACCCUUUGGAGAAAGCCAAAGGGAGAAUGGAAGGGAAGCUGUGGCCUCUUUGGCCUCUUCAUAAGGAGGUUAGACCUUCCCCCGAGAGAUCUCAGGGCAUUGGAGAUCUCAGAACACUUCCAGGAGACCUGAUGGGGACUUGCAAGCCUUCAGUGUAAUUAAAUAUGUCAUAAUGACUGUGGACAGUUCAUGGCUUGGUGGUAGAGCCCCUUCCCUGGGAGCACUGCUGGGACAUCCACAGCCAUGUAGGACAGAGAAACCACCACCAGAACAGUGUUGAUCUGCUGACAAACUCUUCAAAGCCUGUGUUUGGGCACUUGCUUCGUUUCACAGCUCUCCCCAGAGCGUUAAUUCUCCGAGCCAGUGGGAAAUGUAAACACAGUUUGCUGUUCAUGGCACUCAGGGAGCUCCUGACGAACAACCAGGGCAGAGUUUUCACUGAAUCUUCAAACAGCUGCUAAAUUAUUUAUACAGCAGAGCCCAGGAUAAUUCCAGCCCUGCUCCAGCUGCCUCUGCCUGGGAUCUCAGUUCUCAUGAUGGUGAUGUGUGUGAGACUCGCAGGGUUGGUACCUGGGUCUGCAGAUCGGGAUGGGCCCCUCUCCCACUCCCAGCAGCAGCUUUGGUGGGCAGCAGAUUUGCCAGGAUUUUCUGAAUUGCUAGAAAAAUCUUGUUUUCAAAUUGCAGUGUCUUACUGUGGGGGAUAAACUUAGAAUAAGGAUAACAAGGAAACUUAUUUCAGUGUGACUGGUCCUGUCAGACUGCAGGGUCUGGGUUAUCACUCCAGUUCCUCAGGAGGUUUUGGGUAAAAGUGGAGCUCUGGCUGCUCAGAGUCCAGUGCAGGAUCAGGUUCACCUUUCUCAACAUUAAUCAAGGUUUUUUAAAAAGCUCUAUCUAAUAUUUGAUCCUGUUCCAGAGUGUUCACCUUGCGGAAAAGGCAACCCAAGGCUCUUGGGAAGAGCUCUAGGAAAAGCUGGAGAUCCAGAAUCUGAAUCUGGAUGAGAAAUCUGCUGAAAAAACACUGGGCUGUGUUCCUUCUGUAAAGGAAAACUUCAAACCCUUGGCCAGAAGGAAACAUUCCUGUAAUUUUCCAGUGAAUCCCGCAGGAAGGUAACACUCCAGAGCCUGGCUGGGGAUGUGCAACCCAUCAAGACAGAAAUAGAAAUUCUUGUAGGAUUAAAGCUCUUAGUUGGAAAAGUGGUUGAUAAACGACCAGCGAGUAUGUUUGGAUUUGGUAUUUCUGAAGUUACUUGAUGUUAUCUCGAGUAAAGAAAACAGUUUCAGUAGUGAAGAAUAA